Molecule: messenger RNA, 2642 nt
Organism: Miniopterus natalensis
Lineage: Eukaryota; Metazoa; Chordata; Mammalia; Chiroptera; Miniopteridae
Source: RefSeq, a predicted model, not a curated record
GCGGACAGCCCGUGGAGAAGGGGACUGACACGAUCCUGGCAUCCACCUUCUCCAAGUCUGGCAGCUAUUUUGCUUUAACCGAUGACAGUCCGUGGUGAGGAGGUGCACGGCCCUGACGUUCACGGCGUCUGAGGAGAAGGUUUUGGUGGCAGACAAGUCUGGGGAUGUUUACUCCUUUUCAGUGCUAGAGCCACACGGCUGUGGCACACUUGAACUUGGGCACCUGUCAAUGCUGCUGGAUGUGGCCGUGAGUCCUGACGACCGCUAUGUCCUCACCGCGGACCGGGACGAGAAGAUCCGGGUGAGCUGGGCCUCGGCACCGCACAACAUUGAGUCCUUCUGCCUGGGGCACACCGAGUUCGUGAGCCGCAUCCUCGUGGUGCCCGACCACCCUGAGCUGCUCUUGUCCUCGUCGGGGGACCGCACCCUGAGGCUCUGGGAGUACGGACGUGGCCAGGAGCUGCACUGCUGUCACCUGACCAGCCUGCAGGAGCCAGAGGGGCCCUGGAGCAACAAGAGGUUCGCCGUGUCCAGGAUCGCUUACUGGAGCCAGGACAGCUGUGUGGCGCUGCUGUGUGACUGCAUUCCCGUUGUCUACAUCUUCCAGCUGGACGCCCUGAGGCAGCAGCUGGUUUAUAGGCAGCAGCUGUCUUUCCAGCACAAAGUGUGGGACAUGGCUUUCGAGGAGACCCAGGGGCUGUGGGUGCUGCGGGACUGCCGGGAAGCCCCGCUCGUGCUCUGCAGGCCAGUGGAUGGCCAGUGGCAGCCCGUUCCUGAGAGUGCUGCGGUGAGGAAAGUCUGCGCACACCUUCACGGGAACUGGGCCAUGCUGGAAGGCUCUGCUGGCGUGGAUGACAGCUUCAGCAGCCUGUACAAGGUCACCUUCGACCACGUGACCACUUACCUGCGGAAGAAGGAGGAGAGGCAGCAGCAGCUGCGCAAGAAGCGCCACAAGGACCCGCCCCCCGGGCCCAACGGGCAGACCAAGAAGGUGAAGUCCGGGGAGGCGUCCUGGAGCUGCUCGUCCUAGCCACGGUGACGGCUCUCCCGGCCUCGGAAAGCAGAGGAGAGUUUACUCGUCCCCUCCCUGCCGCAGCAGCUCCCUUUAAGGAAAAAAAGGGGGAAUAGCACCGCCCACUCGCGCUUGGUGGCCGUGAGGUCCAUCCAGCUCCCCAGACGCCUGGGCUGUCCCAGACACUGGAUGGUACCAGAGCUCCAGAACAUUCUGUCUCUGAGCAGAGGCUCUGCCGCAGGUGUGUGGAGCAUCCUGCUGGCUGCAGGGAAGCCGGACGGUGUGUUAGCUGAACUGGAGCCAGCUAACGGAGCUGCAGGCGAGCAGCUCGGGGCCUGCAAGCAUUCGGUCUUCACGUUGGAGGAAAUGUGAGCCUGUGUUCGGGGCGCUUCCCAUAGUGCCACCCAUGCCCGGCGCACUUCCUUCCAGGGCCGUCCAUAAGCAGAUGGCUUUAUGCCAGCUUGAUGGGCAUUUUCAUCUUGUUCCAUCAGCGGGUCCUGGGUGGUGUACUGCACUGUCCGCCCUGGUGGCCAGCGCUACCUCCGCGGAAAUCGGUGCUCAGUUCCUCCCUCGGGGCGGGCUCCUGCUCAGCGGCAGACGCGGAGAAGGGGACUUGUUUCAGGACGUGGGAACACGGGAGGAGCCGGGUGGAAGCUUAGUUCCACAGCGAGGUGGCUAAUGACAUGUGUACCGAGUGACUUGCACUUUUCACACAUCCAAAGGGCCGGGGUGUCAGCCGAAUCCUAGUCGCCAAUCAGUCACGAGCUUUUUGUAGCCUCUGGAAACAUCUAGCAGCAACAUGUGGAACGAAUUUCAGAUAACGUUGAGUGAACCCGUUUUUGAUGAGUGUGCUGUUUGUGACUGAACAGCUUGCUUUUUGCUUUGAAGGAAGUUUUCGGUGUGGGGUUUGACAGGGUGCUUGGAAACAAGUCGUUCUGCGUAUGAAAAGCCGGAUGCAUCACAUUUUCCCAAGUGCCGUGUUUUACUUUGAACGCUGAUCUGAAAACUACUGUUUGUGCCGUGUUCAGGAUCCCACAGGGGACAGCCCCAAGCUGGGGAUUGGGGACAAAAGUAGUUUAGGGGCAAGAGGGUGGCAGCCUCAGGCAGAGGGGUUCCCUGGGGGCAGGGGGGUUGCCCUGGCCAUGGUCCUGUAGGAAGGGCCUACCUUUGUUAGCACUGCAUUGGGCCCAGGUAGUGGUGACAUUGGGGGACCCUGACAGAUGAACUAGUCCUUCCUUACAUGUCCCCAGUUGCCCCAGAAAUUUCCUUUCCUGUUGGUAAACCUAGACCCAUGACGGCCUGCAUGUUGUUUAAAGGGUUUUAAAUCUCUUCACUCUUCACCUGGAACGUCAGCACCCCCUUCCUUCCGUGACUGGCUUUUUGAGAAGAUCAGGUCCACAGCCGGCUCCUGCUUGCAAAGCAGUGUCUGGAUUCGUCAGUUUCGCUGGUUCACCUGCGGGAGAGCCAAGGACUUGGUUUUCUCACACUCCUAGUUACAGUUCUCUCCUUUUUUGGUUUCUGUAUGUUUUACUUUGGGGAGAUUCCUUGGGCUUUGUUCCAACUCAUUUAUUUUUAUUUUUAAAUAUGUAAAAAAUUUUUACGGAUUGAAUUUUAGAGAGAGAGAGGAAGG